Arctia plantaginis is the source of this 1095-nucleotide messenger RNA. The record is from the annotation of a GenBank genome assembly. Lineage: Eukaryota; Metazoa; Arthropoda; Insecta; Lepidoptera; Erebidae.
AUGGAGGGACCGCCGAAUCGAGGAUUUCGGGGUGGUGGCCGUGGCGGCCCACCUGGUGGCCCCAAUUCCAGAGGAAGAGGAGGAUUUGACAUGCGCGGCCGAGGUGGUCCCGGCAUGAGAGGUAGGGGAGGUCCACCACGCGGAGGUAUGCCAUUUCGAGGACCGCGAGGAUUUCGAGGUGGGCCUAUGAGGGGUGGCGGCGACAGAGGUGGCCGGAGCUUCCCGCCUGGGCCACAAGGACCGGGGCCACAUCCGGUUCCAACUAUUGAAUCACGUGGAGCUCCACCACAAAGGGGAGCAUUUAACAAUCGGGGUGGUCCUGGUCUUAUGAGGGGCAGAGGAGGUAGGGGCCGUGGAGAUUUCAGUGGUCGUGGAGGUGAUAGGGGUGGUGGAAGAGGGGGAAUGCCCAUGAGAGGUCGUGGGGGACGCGGCGGUCACGGAGGUCCCCCAGGUGGACCACCAGGUGGUGGCCCACCUGGCCCUCCUCACCCAGUAGGUGGACCUCCCCGCCCUGCACCACCACAUGCUGCACCUCCACCUGCACCUGUGCCGUCACAGCCAUCUGGGCCUUUCAAAAGAGGUGGUGGUCCACCACACUCAGGUCAAGGAGGACCUCCUAAACGACCCAGAUUUGAUGGUCCUCGUGGUGGUGGUGGUGGAAGACCCCCUCCACCCGGUGGCUACCAACAGGCACCGCCGUCCCAUGCACCACCGCCGGCCAAUGGUUAUGGACCAGUGCACACAGGAUACCAGCCAUACGAACCACCUGCAGCAGAUCCAUAUGCUCAGCCAUCCUACAAUACACAGAGUGCAUAUCAAAGCAGUAAUUACUCUGCGCCUGCACCCGCCCAGCCUAGUUCAGGCUAUAAUUCUGGUAGUUAUGGCUCUGGUUAUGGGUAUUCAACUAGCGCACAGGGAAGUUAUGAAAAUGAAGGUUACAGCGGCGGCGCCGGCGGUGCGGGAGACGCUGGCUACGGCGGGGGUGAGCCUGCGUACGGUGGGCAACCGCCCGCGUAUGACUCAUACGCGCAACCCUCCUACAAUACCUAUCAACAGCCCCAGCCACAGUACAAUAACAAUUAUGGCAGCUGGUGA